Messenger RNA from Lizanozyma spartinae, 3648 nucleotides. RefSeq names its product mismatch repair ATPase (gene MSH6). Gene Ontology annotation, biological process: mismatch repair. Gene Ontology annotation, molecular function: mismatched DNA binding; ATP binding; ATP-dependent DNA damage sensor activity. The record is from RefSeq and is a predicted model, not a curated record. Gene Ontology annotation, cellular component: MutSalpha complex; nucleus. The transcript has a single exon. The coding region runs from base 1 to 3648 and encodes 1215 amino acids. NCBI's taxonomy places the organism in Eukaryota, Fungi, Ascomycota, Pichiomycetes, Serinales, Debaryomycetaceae.
AUGCUGAAGUUGAAGACACCUGUUAGAACAGGGAAAGCAAAGGGAGGCUCAUCUUCAGGAAAGAUGAAACAAGCGAGUCUUAUGUCAUUCUUUAAGCCGAUGGAAAAGAAGCAAUCACCAUUGAAAGAUCACGCCAACGGAUUUUCAUCAUCACCAUUGAAAUAUAAGCAUACCGUUACAGAAAAGAGUGAAAUAAAGAAGAAUGCAGCUACGGUACUGGAUGUUCGCCAUGGCGAAAGCGAUGACGAGAGCAAAGUCUUUGACGAUGUUUCUGAUGAUAGUACUCCGUCAUCCACGUCACCUGUUGCAUCCGCAGAAUGUGCAAAGACGAGACACAUGAUACCAUCCAGCCCUCUGAGAGUAUCAGAUAGAGAAGAUACCGAGAUAGCUACACCAUUGAAGAAGCCCAUGUUGGAGAAAGCAGAUGGUCUAACGGGAAGACAAGCAAAGCGUAAUGUCAGUUAUGUGGAAUCAGAUCUGGAAGACGAAGACAAUGUGAUGCCUGCAAGGGAAAAAAGAAAGAGAAGAGUUAUUGAAAGUGAUUCAGAGGAUGACUUCAAACCUGGUGAUGAUAAUGAUGAUGAUGAUGACGAUGAUAUGAGUGACUUUGUUGUUGAUGACGAGGUUGAAGAAGAACAAUCUAAACUGGAGUCUGAUGCGGAAGACUCUAUUUCAAUAUCCAAAAAGCGAAAAACUUCAAAGCCAUUGAAAGUGUCAUCUGUUAAAUCUGAACCAGUAGAAAACAGUAAUGCAUUGGGUCAGAAGUUUGCCGCCGGAUCAUCAUAUAUAGCAACAGUAUCUGCUAGAACGCCCAAAAGUUCCACUAAGAAGUUGCUGCAUACUCCAGAAACGAAAAAGCCAUUUUCCAAGGAAAAUGAAGAAAGAUACGAGUGGUUGGUUGACAUCAAAGACGCUAAUAAGAGAUCACUUACCGACCCAGAUUAUGACUCACGUACUAUCUUCAUUCCUCCACUGGCUUGGCUUAAAUUCACUGCGUUUGAGAAACAGUACUGGGAAAUCAAAUCAAAAAUGUGGGAUACAGUUGUGUUCUUCAAAAAAGGUAAGUUCUACGAAUUGUACGAGAAUGAUGCUAUUAUUGCCAAUACUGAAUUUGACUUAAAAUUAGCUGGAGGUGGAAGAGCAAAUAUGAAAUUAGCAGGUGUUCCCGAAAUGUCUUUUGACUAUUGGGCUAAAGAAUUCAUUAGUCACGGUUAUAAAGUGGCUCGCGUGGAUCAAAAGGAAUCCCUAUUGGCUAAAGAAAUUAGAGGCAAGAGUGGUGUGAGUCAAGUUAAGGAAGAAAAAAUAAUUAAGAGAGAGUUAACUGGUAUUUUGACUGGGGGAACAUUAACCGAUUUGGGAAUGAUCACAGAUGAAAUGCCUUUAUAUUGUAUGAGUAUUAAAGAAAUCACUACCAGUGAUUCGAAGACAAUUGGUGUGGCAUAUGUCGAUACUUCAACUUCUCAGUUAUGUUUGAUUGAAUUUGAAGACGACAUGGAGUUAACAAAAUUGGAUACCUUAGUAGCUCAAUUGAGACCCAAAGAGGUCAUUUGUGAAAAGAAUAAUCUUUCAUCAUUAGCUACUAAGAUUUUGAAGUUCAACAACAAUGGCAUCAUAUGGAAUACUCUUUCUCCCUUGACAGAAUUCUGGGACUAUGAGACUACAAUAAAAACUCUUGAAAAUGACUUUGGUAACCCAGAAUUUUUUCAACAAUACAUUAAUAAUGAAGUUGUUAUUAAUGCAUUUGGUGGUCUUUUGUACUAUCUUCAAUUAUUGAAAUUAGACAAGCAAAUAAUGGAGACCGGCAAUUUCCAAAAUCAUAAGAUUAUUCAACGAAACCACAUGAUUCUAGAUGGUACUUCUUUGGUAAAUUUGGAAAUAUUUUGCAAUAACAGCGAUGGCGGAGAGAAAGGGACAUUAUUCAGAUUCAUUAAUAAGUGCAUUACUCCAAUGGGAAAGAGAAUGUUUAAACAAUGGGUUCUUCAUCCGUUAUACAAGGUAGAAGAUAUAAAUGAUCGUUAUGAUACUGUUGAUUUUUUAAUGAAUGGAGACGUGAAGUUGAGAUUACUAUUGGAGGAUAGUAUUAAAGGCUUACCAGACUUGGAAAGAUUAAUUGCGAGAACAAGUUCAAAGCUGUUGAGGUUUAGAGACUUCUUAAAAGUUAUUCAAGGAUUAGAGACCAUUAAUGGUCUUUUCACAAAAUUACAAGAAUUGUCUACUAGUGCGCCUGGAGCACUUGGGAAAGUUUUAACAACCAUUCCUCAGAAUUUUUCGAAUUUAGUUGAAGAAUGGGAAGGAUCCUUUGAUAGAUCUGAAGCAUUAAAUGAUGUAGUUGUGCCUAACGCAGGUGUUGAUAAAGAAUUUGAUGAUUCACAACAUGAGAUUGAUGUCAUCAUAUCGGAAUUAAACUCAACUUUGAAAGAGUAUCAACGUUCGUUCAAAUGCCCAGAAAUGUUAUACCGUGAUAGUGGUAAAGAAAUAUACCUUUUGGAGGUCCCCAACAGAAUAAACAAGAUGAUUCCAAAGGAUUGGAACCUAAUGGGAUCAACUUCUAAAGUGAAGCGUUAUUGGUCACCUGAAGUCAAAGUAUUAGCAAGAAACCUUCUGGAAAAGCUAGAAUUACACAAGCAGAUCCUGGAAAACGUCAAAGGUAAUAUAUACAACCUUUUUAAUGGGCAUUAUAAGGAAUGGAAUCAUGCUGUUCAAGUUAUUGCAGCGAUUGAUUGCUUAUUAUCAAUAACUAAAACAAGCGAAACCAUGUCCUAUCCAUCUUGUCGACCAACAUACGAUGAGAAAUCAGCAACAUCCCACAUUAAGUUUGAGGAGUUGAGAAACCCCAUUUAUGAAGGAACUUGCACGUUCAUUCCCAAUGAUGUGGAAUUAGGAGGCGACAAACCUACGUUUGCACUACUUACAGGUGCAAAUGCAGCCGGAAAAUCCACUAUAAUGAGGACCACUUGUUUAGCAGUAAUUUGUGCCCAAUUAGGAAUUUAUUUGCCUUGCAGCCUGGCCACCUUUUCCAAGCCGGUAGAUAAAAUCAUGACCAGGCUAGGAGCCAAUGAUAAUAUCAUGGCAGGGAAGUCUACAUUUUUUAUUGAAUUGAGUGAAACAUCCAAGAUUCUACGUAAUGGAACAAAGAACUCUUUGAUUAUAUUAGAUGAAUUGGGAAGAGGUGGAUCUUCUAGUGAUGGUUUUGCAAUAGCCACAAGUGUUCUUUAUCAUCUAAGUUGUCAUGUGCAAAGUAUGGGAUUUUUUGCAACUCACUUUGCCAGUUUAGGAGAUGAAUUCUCGCACAGUAAGCAAAUUCAACCAAUGAGAAUGGGGAUCGAUGUUGACUCCAAAUCGAGAAACGUUACGUUUUUGUACAAGUUAGAACCAGGUCGUGCUAGUGGAUCAUUUGGGAUGAAUGUUGCAUCUAUGUGUGGAAUUGAAGAAAGCAUUAUUGACAACGCCGAAGUCGUUGCGAAGUCGUUUGAACAAACAUCCGUCAACAAACAAUCUACGCAAUUGGCGGAGCUUGGUUUUGCGCUUGGUUUACAAAGUGAUUUCAGUUGGUUGCUCGAGGAAAAGAAGUACCAGCAAUUGGAUGCAGAUAUAUUAAAGUAUGAUAAAGAAAGUGGACUCAAAAAUAUUUUUGAGUUAAUUACAUAG